AUGUCUUUCAUAAGGAGUGCUUGAAUGACUGGGCCAGCCGCAUGGCUCCGAACACCGCCCCUGCAGGGUACAAGUGUCCAGUGUGUUCCUCACCUGUAUUUCCCGCCCCGAAUUUAGUGUCACCAGUUGCUGAUCGUCUACGAGAGAUAAUUUCCAUCUAUCCCUGGGCACAGACUGGCCUCGGCUUGCCUUUGAUUAAAGAAACACAAAAUGAGGGAACAUACCAUCAAGAUUGGAGUGCUGUCAAUGGUAGUGUCAUCUCUGAGUCUGAGAAUCAGGACAGUGCCAUUGUUGACGCUUCCUUAUUAGCAAGUAAGAAGCCAAAGACGGAAACAUUUAGACCGCAGACUCAGAUUCAUUCCCAAGGACUCAGCAGCAGUACCAGUACUGUGAGCGGAGGUAGCAACAACAAUGUUCGUGUCACAUCCAUGGAAGAUCCUCUAGUCACUCCUUCACAGUAUAGAGGUGAAGGCCAUAGUAAUUUAAGUAGUGUUGUACGUAAAGGCUCUUCCUCAGAGACACGCCUCUUAUUUAACACUGAUGGUGAUGCUGAUGAUGAGGAAAACAAGUAUAAGAGAAGAUCAGCUAUUGAAUGGUUCAGCAGGUGGUGGAGAACAAUGAGCCGUCCAUCAUCACGACACCACCAAAGGCUGCUUGGAGGAAGUCGACGAAUGGUCAUGAUCCUUGUCCUAUUGGCUGGAGCCACCCUGCUUGUGAUCCUGUCAUACUUUAGCCAUGGAGCAUCUGAUGACGAUCCUCUCUUAGAUCCAUUCAAUAACCCAAAUAUUCGUAUUGAGGGAGAGUAAGUUUGUAGGUGGUGGUGGUUUUCUGAAUGCAGAAGUGUAGGUACACUAAAACUGCACCUCUGUUGGGACAGUUAUUAGCCAAAAGUGUCCUUUCAGUGCUAAAAUGUGUAUGUUUUUAGUUGCUGUUAUAUGAUAAAACAGAAAAAAAAAAUUAUAGACAUUUUGUAACCAAAGACCCACUUUUUUUUUUUUUUUUUUAUUUUUUUUUGGGGGGGGGUCUUCAUAGACAUAAUUACUUUUAACCCCCACUUGAAAUUUUCUUGGACAAGAAAGGCACAAAUUUAUAUGUGGGUCUGUUUUCUGGCCAUUCAUCCCAUGCAAUUGGUAAUAUCAAGUAGAAGGGGUUUCAUAUUUGAUUUAUGUAUAUUUAUAUUCUUUUCUCUUAAAUUUUGUUUGGCAGUUUUCACAUCCCUUUGAGGGUUGAAUUUUAUUGUUUCAAAUGUAACUAUGCAGCUUUUCAUGGGAAAAUAAACCCACAAGCAAUCUUCCAAAAAAUGUUUCCCUUUUGGAAGUAAAUUAUACUGCAAUUCUUUUGUAGGGAGAGUUGCUAUGAUUAAGAAAGUUUCCAGAUAUAUUUCAUUAGAUGUAUCUUUAAACUACUGUAUAAACUGCAUUGGUUUUAUUGUUGAGUUAUGUUUUAGUUAAUGUGUUUUUAUUUUAUUUAAUGUCAAUGGAGAUAGGUUAUUGUUGAUUAUAUUGUUUUGUGCUUAUUAUUGGUAGAUCUGAUAAGUCUCCUAUUUUUGGUUUGAGGAAAACUAUUACUCAAACAUUACAUACAAAUAGAAAAAAAUAGUAAAACUAAAAUGUUUGCAGGGACCAUGGGAUUUUUCUUUUUCUUUUCCCUCUUAAUGCUUUACAUUAGAAAGGUGUGGAAUCAGCAAUGAUUAGAAGAAAAUGCUCUCUGACUUCUGGUCCAGUUGUGGCUCAUGUUCCACAAAGCACAUAUAUGAUAAUACCAGUUGCUUCAGGAAAUGUUGGCCAAAAAUAUACUGCGGGGAUCUUGCAUAAUUUUUUGUUGACUUUUUGCUUAGAUUUUUUUAAUGUAUGCAAGAUAGAGAGAGAGGGAGAAGGAGGGAGGAAGGGUAAAUUUGUCCCAUUACUAAGGUGAAAAGCAAAGAUACAAUAUUGCAAUAGUAACAAAUGCCAGGGAAACAUAAUAUUGUAUAUUAGCACUACUGAAUUAUUUAUUUUCAAUGAAUAUGGAUAACAACAAAAAUAAAUUUAUUGACAUGAUUUGUAGAAGACUGUGUGGUACCUGUCGGAAAAAUCACCGGAUUACACCCUAAAACAAUAUUUCAUAAGCAAUUUACACCAGAAAGGGUUGUCACUGUCCUCUUUUUUUUGGGUUUGUUUGUUUGUUUGCCCAAUACCACCUAAAGUUCAUUAAUUUACAGAUUUAGUUUAUAUAUACAGUCUCUACAUACAACAAAUCCUUGCAAUCCAAAAGAAUUUACCGAAGAAUUUGGAUUGAAUAGACCAUAAGGAAGGUUUCUGAGACUUUGCAUCAUUUUGGCACAUAUAUAAUGCUAGAAAGUAUAUGAUAGCCAUACGUCAAAGUCAUGCAGAUAUAUUUCCUUUUCUUAAGAAUAAUGCACUCAUUCCUUGGAUGAUACGUACGAUAGAAGCAAGAACUUUGGGUGCUGUUCUUGCCCCAUUGGAACCAAGUCCCUAAUAUUUAUCUGUAAAAGAAAUAAGAUGUAAUAAGGGAGUGGCUUGAUGAAUGUUGAAUUGAAAUCAAGCUGAUAUAGCUCCAGUUGAAAACCUGUGCAGUUAGAUAAAAUGCAAGUUAUGUAAUCAUGAAACCACCUCUAUUCCAAGUUUUACAUAGUGAUUGCAGAAGUGUGGAUUAACAACUAUUUAAAGUGCAUUUGAUUGUCACUUGAAAAUUACACAUUCCUCAGGAAGUGCCCACUGUUUUGCUUAUAUUGUACUUUAUCCUUUCUUCUUCUUCUUCCUCCUCCUCUUCCUCUUUCUCUUUCUCUUUCUCUUUCUCUUUCUCUUCUUCUCUUUCUCUUUCUCUUUCUCUUCCUCUUCCUCUUCCUCUUCCUCUUCCUCUUCCUCUUCCUCUUCCUCUUCCUCUUCCUCUUCCUCUUCCUCUUCCUCUUCCUCUUCCUCCUCCUCCUCCUCCUCCUCCUCCUCCUCAUCUCCCUGUUUCAUAUCCCUAAAAAUUUGCAUCUCUACAUUGGACAUUUCAUCAGAUCUAAAAAAUUAGUGACAGUGAUGGUCUUUAGUGCAAGACUUUACAAUAUGUAGUUUAUUGCAUCUUUGUAAAUAUUUUUAAAAAGUAUCUUUUGGGGUAUAAAACCUGCCCAUAUGAAAACACUGAAGGGUUUGUUAUAGAAAAAAUAUUGGAACCCACAAGAGUGUUAACACUGAGUGUGGUUAGAUUUUUUUAACAGAAAGAAUGUAAAGGUUGUUCAGUUAUUUGUAAUAUGGAGUAAAGUUUUUUUUCCCAGUGCAAUAAUUAUGUUAUCAGAAGAAUUCAACAAGCAUUGUAGCUACAUACCUUUGAGUAAGUUGAUCAUUCAGUAUUCAUCCUUGUUACUUUUUUAAUGGAAAUUCAUUUACACUUAAUUUUUUAUGAAUGUGUCUGAAUGUUUGUAUGUUUAGGUUUCAUCUCAUUUAUUUAUUAUUUUUAAAUGCAAUAACUUCUCUUGAAAAAUAUUGUUUGAAUAUUUAUAAAAUUAUUUGCUUUGAUAUCAUUUUCCCAAAAAUUAUUUUUAUGUGAAAUGCAUGUACAUAAUAAUUUUGGUAGCAUGACAGUUCAUCUUUCACAAAGAAAAAGAGUUAUGACAGUUUUAAGAAUAGAAUAGACUAAAAUGUCUGAUAUGUCGGGUUUCUUUCAUCUUAUCCAAUUAUCUAUGUAUAUAUUGUAUCAAAAAAUCAUAGUAUGCCAGAAGAUAUACAAAACUAUUUAAUGAAAUAUAUGUUUUAAGGUUU
Messenger RNA from Penaeus monodon (black tiger shrimp), 3746 nucleotides. RefSeq names its product zinc finger protein-like 1. The record is from RefSeq and is a predicted model, not a curated record. NCBI's taxonomy places the organism in Eukaryota, Metazoa, Arthropoda, Malacostraca, Decapoda, Penaeidae. Gene Ontology annotation, cellular component: Golgi apparatus.